Messenger RNA from Brassica napus (rape), 2322 nucleotides. Its product is annotated as probable pectinesterase/pectinesterase inhibitor 40. The record is from RefSeq and is a predicted model, not a curated record. Gene Ontology annotation, biological process: cell wall modification. Bases 710 to 2287 code for a protein of 525 amino acids. NCBI's taxonomy places the organism in Eukaryota, Viridiplantae, Streptophyta, Magnoliopsida, Brassicales, Brassicaceae. The transcript is spliced from 3 exons. Gene Ontology annotation, molecular function: pectinesterase inhibitor activity; pectinesterase activity.
UUUAUAACGCCUUUAGAGAACUUUUAUGGAAGUUUUAGUCAGUUUUUGUAGAUACCAUGUAUUUUAUGUUAUUGUUAGUAACAUUUUGCAAGCUUACUCUAUCUGAACAAAGACUUCCAAAAAUUAUGAUAUUAUCAUAAACGAAGUAAUAUAUCGUAUAUAUGUUCAAGGAAUUACCAUAACUUUUAUAUUGGCAAACCCUAUAACACAAAAAUUAUGAAAAAAAUUACAUAUAAAGAAACAAUCUUCUAAAUACCAUUAAUAAAGGGUAAAAUGACUAAAUUACUUCAUAUUCUAUAAUUUUAUUUUAAAUACCCUCCUAAAUAAUAAAUUUUAAACCCUAAUCACUAAUUCCCAUCCAAAUAUAAAACAAGAAUAUAUUUUUUAAUUAAUGCUAUUUCAAAAAAAAUAUUUUGUGUACUAUUUUUUGAACAAAUAAGUAAUUUAGUGUUAUCUAGUGUUUUCCUUUUUUUUUUAAUCUCAGUUUUCAAAUGAUAUUUCUCUGUCUGCGUUCCAUGAAUUGGAAAUCUGACUGAAAUAAAAUUCCUUUCCACAUACAAAUAACAAAUACAUCAAAUAUAAAUUCCUUUUACGUUACCGCGGUGGCCUUGAGUGUUAAGUAUACUUGUAUGAUUUCACCUUUCACUUCACAUUUCAGCUACUCUUUUAGAUUCUCCCUUUCCGCUAUUUUUUUUUUCCAAAAAAAAAAAUGAUUCAUCUAAGAAAAGUGCCAAAAUACAUUGUAACUCUCAGCUUAUUACUACCAGUUGCCUUGCUCCUAAUAUUCUUAUCAACCGUCGUUUCAUCUCAUUCACCAACCCUCCACAAAACGCAGCAUCUUACAUCCUCCGGUAACACCACCGACCUCCUCGUCGCCACUUUAAAUCAAACCAUCUCCAAGGUCAAUCUUUCUUCCUCAAACUUCUCCGAGCUCCAAACGAGUCUCGGCUCAAACCUAACACAUCGCGACCGUUGCGCGUUUGGUGACUGUCUCGAGCUACUCGAUGACACCGUCUUAGAUCUUAUCGCCGCUGUCUCGGAGCUCCAGUCUCCUUACCCGGUGUUCAACAGCGUCAGUAUGUUGCUCAGCGCCGCUAUGACGAAUACACGAACGUGUCUUGAUGGCUUUGCUUCUAGCGACGACGACGAGGACGAGAAUACUUAUGGCAAUAGUAAAACGUAUGGACUUGCUGAGAGCAUGAGGGAGAGUCUUUACAAUAUCUCUAGACAUGUCAGGGAAUCACUAGCUAUGCUUGAGAAUAUUCCGGGGAAAUUAGAGAAUGAUGUUGGGUUUCCGACGUGGGUCGACCGGAAACUCCUUCAGGAUCCGACAGAUGAGACUAAGAUUGAUCUGGUGGUGUCUCGAAAUGGUACUGGAAACUUCACAACCAUUGGAGAGGCCGUGUCGGCCGCUCCCAACUUGAGCGAGACCAGAUUUGUGAUAUAUAUAAAGUGUGGAGUAUAUUUCGAAAACAUUGAAAUACCGAGGGAGAAAACGACGAUAAUGUUCCUCGGAGACGGAAUCGGACAGACAGUAAUAAAAGCUAACCGCAGCGGCGCAGAUGGAUGGACAGCAUUUAACUCUGCUACUGUGGGCGUAAGAGGUAGUGGUUUCAUAGCUAAGGACAUAUCAUUCGUGAACGAUGCUGGACCGACCAAGCACCAGGCUGUGGCGUUGCGUAGCGGGUCUGACCUCUCUGCUUUCUACCGAUGCAGCUUUGAAAGUUACCAAGACACCAUUUACGUCCACUCACACAAACAGUUCUAUAGAGAAUGCAAUAUAUAUGGCACGGUCGAUUUCAUAUUUGGUGACGCAGCGGCUGUGUUCCAGAACUGUAGUCUCUAUGCUCGUAGGCCAAACCCUAACCAGAGAAUCACAUAUACUGCUCAAGGUCGAGAAGAUCCUCGUCAACCCACGGGUAUUUCUAUAAUAAACUGCAAGAUCUUGGCUGCUCCCGAUUUGGUCCCUGUGAAGACUGACUUCAAAGCAUACUUAGGUCGUCCAUGGCAAUUAUAUUCUAGAACGGUUAUUAUAAAAUCGUUUAUUGAUGAUUUGGUUGAUCCUGCUGGAUGGUUGCAAUGGAAAGACGAUUUUGCUCUUGACACUUUAUAUUAUGGAGAGUAUAUGAAUGAAGGCCCCGGUUCGAACAUGACAAACCGGGUCAAAUGGCCCGGUUUUAAGCGUAUCGAAACCGCAGUGGAAGCAACUCAGUUCACUGUCGGUCCGUUUAUUGAUGGUAACAAAUGGCUUAACUCUACAGGAAUUCCUUUUACUCUUGAUCUCUAAGCUUGAUCUUAUAUAUAGAAAUCUUGCAAUAAUAU